AUGGCUGAUGAUAAAAAAGGUGCGACAUUUUCGUUGAAAGUGAUGAUCAAUAAAGAGAGAACUAAGGUGCUCUUUGCAGACUCCGACAGCCACUUCGCAGACAUUUUGUUAAGCUUCUUGAGUUUGCCGUUGGGAAGAAUUGUCAAAGUCCUCGAGAAGCACUUUGGAGACGAGGCGCCUACCAUUGGUAGCUUAAGCAGUUUGUACCGUAGCUUAGUAAAUCUCGACAGUGCAUAUUUCUGGACUGAUGGAGCUAAGCAGACUCUGCUUGAUCCAACAAGUUCAUUGGAAGAUGAAUACGGGAGGCUGAAACUCGAUAUCACUGAUUUUCAGCCUUCUGAAUAUUUCUAUUGUAGUAAAUAUCCCAUCAUUCGGUAUCACACUGAUCAGCCUAAUAGAUUUCGUAGCCUAAGCAUCUACUAUGAUCAUGUCAAUAGGUGCAAAUUUUGCUUACAUGAUAGUAUGAUUAAAGAAGUAGGUAAGAAAGGGCCUGAAGCUGCUGCAUCUAGAGAUGGAGUUUUCACCAUGAAUACAUCAUCUUUCAUAAUCUCUGAUGAUCUCCACAUAUAUUUCCAAAUGAGACAGGAUUCUUAG
Molecule: messenger RNA, 594 nt
Organism: Salvia miltiorrhiza (redroot sage)
Lineage: Eukaryota; Viridiplantae; Streptophyta; Magnoliopsida; Lamiales; Lamiaceae
Exons: 1
Coding region: 1-594 (197 amino acids)
Source: RefSeq, a predicted model, not a curated record